AUGGUGUUCAAACUUUUCUUCGCCGAGCCUGAGAGAAACGAUAGUUACUGCCUGCCGUCGCACUCUUUUUGGGUUGCCUUCAACUUGGCCGAACGGUGUUGUGUGACAUGCGGCUCCAGAAUUGUAAGACUGUUCCGUGGUGCCAAUCGUCCCCCAGAAUUGCAGGUAGCGAUCUCAACAAACACAACGCACACACAAUGCUUCGACCGCGAUGACAGCACCGUGGACCAGAUGAUUACUCUCAGCAACAAAUGGCGACAAGCGCUGAGAGAGUGCGCAGAUACGUUUGCUAACCGGUAUCGUCGUCGUUGUUCCGUCGGUCUUCGUCAUCCGUUGUUGUGCUGCUACGCCUCCGGUUGGCAGAGGGCGAUGAGCCGACUUUUCGCAGUCUGCCUCAGUCCCCCAACAGCCUGCGCUGCCCUUGGUAACCCGGGCGACGACCGAGCCGGUAUGAUUUUCGAUGACGCCAAUACCAUGAGUGGCAGGGACGACUUCGCCACGGUUUCCGGCCCUCCUCUUUUCGAGCAAGAAUGCCUCCAGAAAGGAAGGCUAGGCAAAUGUUUCUUGCGAAACCGACCGGAAGAAGGCUCAGGGGACGGCCAAGAUUAG
Molecule: messenger RNA, 609 nt
Organism: Soboliphyme baturini
Lineage: Eukaryota; Metazoa; Nematoda; Enoplea; Dioctophymatida; Soboliphymatidae
Source: the annotation of a GenBank genome assembly